Molecule: messenger RNA, 1897 nt
Organism: Ectocarpus sp. CCAP 1310/34
Lineage: Eukaryota; Phaeophyceae; Ectocarpales; Ectocarpaceae
Source: the annotation of a GenBank genome assembly
AUGCUGCUCGGACUCGACGCACAUCAUGUUACCACCCUAUGCAGCGGUCUCCGCGCGGCGGCGGCGUCUGGAUGGCUCCCCUUCGCCGACCUCAUCACCUUACAGCUCGCGUCGUUAGCCAUGUGCGUCAUCUGCCGCCAUGCGCAGAAGCCGGUGCUGGUGAACGUUGCCAAGCGGACACCGAAGACGCUCUGGUCGAUCGACCGCCCACGGAUAGCUCACGAAAGCACCGACAGCGCCGACGAGGGCGACGGUAGUGGGGGAGCGCCCGGCUUUGCCAGCCGUGUGCCUCGCCCGACCAUCGAAGCCAUCUCCUGGAUCCGCGCAUCGCCAUGCUCCGCUCUCCGCGACAAGCUUCCCUCAGAGGCGAAGCGGCUGACGUUCGGGAGCAACUUCAACCACACGUUGGUCGGUAUCCGCUGGCCCGAAGGGCUGGAGGAGAUCAGGUUUGGGUCCAAGUUCUCUCAGCCCGUCGCCGGAGUCGCGUGGCCGGCCUCCCUGCAACGACUUUUGUUCGGGCAGGCCUUCGACCAGUCGCUGGCGGACGCGACGUUUCCCGAAGGCCUUAAAGAAAUUUCCUUCGGCUCAAAGUUCAACCAGAGCUUGCUACCAGUACACAGCACGGACAAAGUCAAGGAAGGAGGGGUACGGUGGCCCUCGACGCUGGAACGCAUCGCCUUGGGAAGCUACCGUAGGAGCUUGACCGGAGUGUCGUGGCCGCCCGGACUCCUUGCUCUCGUGGUCACGGGCGAGUUCGACAUCCCUCUCGCCGGGAUAACGCUGCCGGGCAGCCUGGAGGAGUUGGAGAUCUCCUCGACCUUUAACCACCCAAUCGACGAGGUGGACUUUCCCCGGGGCUUAAAGACGCUGACGUUCGGGAACCAGUUCAACCAGGCCAUAGACAAGGUCAAGUUCCCGGCGGGGCUGGAAAGGCUGAGGCUCGGGCUGUCGUUUGAUCAGCCCGUGGCGCGGGUAGACUUUCCGGCGAGACUAUCGCAAUUCUCGAUCGACAGCAAAGUAUUCAACUACCCCGUGAGCGGGGUCUCAUGGCCAGAUUUCAUGACGGAUCUUCACUUCGGGGAUGGCUUCAACCAAGAAAUCAGCUCCGCGGCGUUGCCCCCACGAUUGGUUCGGUUAGCGUUAGGGGACCGCUUCAACAAGCCGGUCCUGGGCGUGGCUUGGCCUCCCGGGUUGCGUGACCUGUCGUUCGGCCACAACUUCAACCAGCCCGUCGUGGACGUCGUGUGGCCGUCGUCCCUCAGACGAUUGCGCUUCGGAGGGCGGUUCAAACAGUGUCUCUCCGGGGUAGACUGGCCUACCGGACUGGAGACGCUCGACCUCGGCCACUGCCACAUGACGUGGGGGUGCGGACCCAAGGAGGGAUACGAGAAUUGGUCACCACGGCUGGAGAUUAUCUCGCGGAAGCGCAUUAGCACCCUGGGAUGGCAGCGCAAGGAGGAAUGCCGCUAGUGUUUGUCUGAAAAAGUGCAUGAACAUGUGGUAGGGAGCUUGCUGUCUGUGCGUCUGUGCCCCAUCUUUUGUGGAGCGUUGAAUGUAGGGGCGUCUUAGGCACCAGGUUUGUCAUCGGUCUGCAUGCGCUGUUAUUCUGUACUCUCCGGUGGUGUUCAUGAUGUACGAAGUACUUUAAAACAGGGUUGCUUCGCACUUUUGCACGCGUUGUGCUCUCUAUGGGGACCGCUUUGGUGUUAUGACCACGACGACUUGUUGUACGGCAUGCGGCGGAUGCGGAGUUUUUUUUGGGGGGGUGGUGGUAGGUGGUUGACACAACAGUUUCCAAUGCGAAACCAACACACCCGCCCAUGGAAGAACUGGCUUGCCACGUGCCUACUGUAGACGUUUUCAAUUUAUUGUGCAUCUGGGCUGGGAGCGACGGUAG